UCAAUUAUAUCGUCAGUUAUAUCGUUAAUCGCAAAUUUUCAAAUAUAUAUCGUGAUAAAUAUUUUUGGCCAUAUCGCCCUGCUCUAGUGCCAAGCUUGUAGCAUCAUACUUAAAAAAUACUUGAGGCUGUAAUUGCAGCCAAACACAGUACUGAGCAAAGACUGUAUGUAUGUACAAACACUUAUGUACAGGUUAUAUUUUUAAUUUUUAAAUUUUUAAUAAAUUUGCAAGAAUCUCAAGCAAACCUUAUUAACUUUGCCACUGUGUGGUAUUGGGUGUAUAAUCUUGAGGUGAAAAAUGAAUUGAAUCCAUUUUAGAAUAAGAAUGUAACAUGACAAAGUGUGGAAUAAGUGAAGCGCUAUGAAUACUUUCCAGAGUCAAUGUAUCAUGGAUUUCAUUUUUCUCUACAGAUUCCGUAAAUAAGCUGCUGCGUGUUCAUGGCUUUAUGAACAUUAAUGGCAGUUUUCCAGCCUUACAGCAAGGUGACAUAAGGAAGAACAUAAAGCCACUUAACCAUCCAGGGACAGAUUGUGCCUAAAAUUUGCUAUAUAUGGUGAGGGGAGACACUAUGACAAACAGACUAGCCAGCUUCCUGAAAUUGUUUAGAUAGUUUUCCAGUAUGUCCUCUGCCUUGUGCUGCACUAACAACUACACACAUUUGUAGACCAAUAGCCAUGCCCUGUAGCAGCUAUUCCAAAAAAGGGAUGUCUAUAAAAAAAAAAAAAAAAAAAUUGGCUUAAAAAACAACCCAAGAAUGUUGUUUUAUUAAUGUCUUAGUUGGCAACUUUCCCAAGAAAGAAAGAAUUUGACAAAAGUCCAACAUUUAUCAUGUGAAGCUAUUUUUUCAGACUUUAUUUAUGUUAAAACUCUGAUAGUGGGUUUUGACUCAGUUAUCUUCACUUUGAGUAUACAUGGCUGACACUGAAUGCUACAGCACAUGCACUGUGUCUGUGCAGUGCAGGGUAAUGCUAAUCUCUGAUACUGUGUGACUCUUCAUCUCUUCUUUUUCCCAGUAACAUUUGUCCCAGGGGAAUAUCUUUGAGUUGAUGUUGCAACUUCUGCACAAAUCUUUUCAGCGGUAUUUUGUUAUUGAUUGGAUCCAGAUUGGUGCUGAGGAAACAAAAGUAGAAUGGUGACAGUUAUGAAAAUGUAAUAAACAUUCUUUUUAUUAGUGCUUUUUUUCCCAUUUAUGGGUUUGUUUUAUAAUUUGAGUCAAUAAUAAUAAUAUUGAUUGAGUAUAUUCAGAUAAUAUACUCACCAACCACUUCAAUAAGUACACUGUACUAGUACUCGGUUGCGCCCUCUUUUUCUUGUAGAACUGCCUUAAUUCUUUGUGCAUAGAUUGAACAGGGAAACUUUGCUCAGAGACUUUACUUCACAUUGACAUGGCAGCAUCACACAGUUGCUACAGAUUUGAUGCAAAUCUUCUGCUCAACCACAUCCCACAGGUGCUCUGUUGGACUUAGAUCUAAUGUCUGUGGAGGCCAUUUGAGUACAGGAAACCAGCUUGAGAUGAUUUGAGCUUUGCGCUAUCCUGCUAGAAGCAGCAAUCAGACACUAUGGUCCUAAUGGAAUGGACAUAGUCAGCAGCAAUACUCAGUUGGACUGUGAUGUAUUUUUUAUGUUCAGUCGGUAUUAACACGACCAAAGUGUGCCAUGAAAAUAUGUCCCACACCAUUACACCACCAGCCUGAAUCACUGAUACAAAGGUGGAUAUAUUAAUGACCUUCCUUGUCAUGUUGUUUACACUAAAUUCUACCAUCUUAAUCUGGCUGCAGAAAUUGACUCAUCAGACCAGGUAAUGUUUUUUCCAAUCUUCUAUUGUCCAGUUUUGAUGAGCCAGGACAAAUCAGUAGCAUCGAUUUUCUGUUGUUAGCUUGCAGGACCUGAUGUGGUCUUCUGCUGUUGUAGCCAUGGGUUUGAUGUUUGUGUACUCAGAGAUGUUCUUCUGCAUACCUAGUUUGUAAUAAGCAGUUCUUUACCGUUGCCUUUCUAUCAGCUCAAAGCAGACUGACCAUUCUCCUAGAUAGAGGUGUAUCUAAUCAAAUAGCAAAUGAGUGUAUUUAAAAACACACCAUGUAGUCAUUUUGGAAUUUAGAAUAGUCAUAAUGGUCACAAUAAGAUAUGUCUCUUAAAUGUCUCUUAAAUGUAAAUGAGAAGUACUUUAGUACUUCUACAUGCUCUUCACCUUGUUAGUCAUUUUCUAUUAUUUGUAUACUAUCUAGACAUUUACAAAUGAUGACAUUAGGAUAAGUAGAAUUCAUUGUUUCAGGACUAUCAGCAAGAUUUAAUGGAGAUAAUCUGUUUAUUCAUUUUGACGUUUAACUUUGGGCAGAAGUGGACCACAGGAAGACCGAGGGUUUGGCCAAUAGAUUAGACCAGACCAGGUUUGAACAGCUGUGCAUAAAGGUCAUCCAUUAAGGAUCCAAUUUCUCUCACAUUUUUAGAUGCUAGAUGUAAGCAAGGGAAUGGAGCAAACAGAACUGUAAUAGUUUAUAUUUUAGCUUUUAAUCCUUUAAAAGUAAGAGCAAAACCGAAACCUCAUGCCACUGGAAUAGCGUCAUGAUUUAAUUUCCUUGCCUGAGUUUUGACAAAGUUUGUCCCCUGCUGUGCCACUUUUUUUUCUCCUUUCUUUACAAAAUUCCCAUCAUUAAUUUGUGUUUCUGAAAAGGAUACUUAACCUUGCAUAGGCACUUCUGAAAAAGUCUGGCCUUCUUGAUGUCUUCUAAGUGCCUCUAACAUGAUUUGCUCAUUCUCAGGCUAUAAAUGACCUACAAACUUGAGACGGGUGUUAUUGUUGGCAGAUGAACUACUGCUGUUUUUGCGUGCAUAGACGUGUCUUGUCUUAACUAGCUCAAAUACCUCCUCGAGCAUAUUUAUUUAAACUUGUGCCAAAAGAGGGCAAGCGGUGCUGAAUAGAUGAGGAAUGAAAGUAUUUGUUGUAACUUUGCAGCAUUCCUUUAACAAAAGAGAGAUUAGUUCAACAUACGCAGAGGCAGGAGACGUCUGGCAAAGAGUUUUGUCAACAGUUUUGUGCUUCCCUAUCACUUGUUCAUUCUCACCCGCUCACUCAUUCACCCACACUUUAAAAAAAUAUAUAUAUAUAUUUUUUUUUUUUACUCACUCUCUGUCCACUUGUCAUAUGUUAAGUCCACUUUAAGUUUAGGUAGGUGAGUCAUGUAUGUGUGUCAGACAUGAGUGAUCACCAUCAAGAUAAUCUCAUGUCUGCUUUCACUGGCCAUCUGUGUUGGACACAUUUGCCUCCUACCUGGUGAAGUUAAAGUCAAAACGUGUGUGGAAGCAGUAAUGAAACAGACAGUUUGAGGCUGUGCUGCGGAGGUUCGGGCGUGAGAUACAGUUGGAACAUAGCAGUGAGAUUUUAUGUCCAGUCAAGUUCACAUUGGCCAGAUGUGUAGCUAUCGGACUAUUCUCUACAGCCACCAAAUCCCGCAUUAUUACCUGAUUAUAUCAGGGUUUCCACACGAAUCAUUCUGUGCUCUCAUCCUGCAAACCUGCUAAAACUGGGCACACUUGUGUCUCGCCAUGAACUUUGCGUGACAGAGAAAGAAAUGCAAACCGGCUACCUCCACUCUUGCCAUGGCAACGGACGAGACAAGAAAAGCGAUCCUGUACCUGUGUAUCUGUCUCCCAAAUGGUCUGUGUGUUAGUGUAACAAGAUCUGAAAAAACUCCCCUCAAUGACAUUUUAGAUCCCCCACUGUAACUGACCUGGGCUGGGGAGUCACAAGUAGGAUUUAGGUGAGUACUCAGGCUUCUCUCAGGUUCCUGUUUGUCUUUUCCUAAUGAAUUCAGCCAUAAGAAAGCUUCAGAUGAGGCCCAUUUUUUCCGUAUGGCCAGGAUAUCAUAUACUGGUGUACGAGCAGUUUUUUGUUUGCUUGAUGCAAAAGCUUUAUUUUUUAGAUAUGUAUGUAAAAUAUCUCUCUUUGAUUUGACAUAUGAACUGAUGAAGCAUUUGUCAUUUUACUUUGAGAAAAAAAGUGCUCAUUAAAAAUGCUGUGGGAUGACUGCUGAGGUGUCCUGCAUUAUAGCACCUUGCUGCUUCACUGUUGGACUGCACCACUCGGCCACUCCUAACUCUCCUGUUCCCUCUGCUGGGAAAGGCAGAUAUUGCACACUCCAGACGAAGUACGAAACGCAGACUUGGAGUAAGUAAUUUUGUUUUAAAGAUCAUUCUUUGCAUUGCAUUACCGAGAAUCACCUGCGUCUUGCUCUGGUUUGAUUCCAGUCUGCCGCAUUCUCUGCAAAAGGCAUGGCCUAGGUGAAAGCCUUGCUGAAAACCCCUCGGUAUAAAAUAUUGUGAAUGAGUCAUUCCCAAGUUUGGUGUUAAUCAUCAUUUCAAACGCCAAACCUAUUAUCACCAAAUCUUUUCAAGAAGUUCUUGUGUCCAUCUGGUGGCAGAAGUAGCAGGUUUGCUUUUCUUUUUUUUUUUUUUAAAGGGAGGGAGGAGGUUUUUUUCCCCUUCUUUCUUUUUUGCAGCAGCAUUCAGGUCGUUUGAAAAAGCUUGUUAUCCUCCAGCAUAGGAACCAGAUUUUUAGUUUACCUUGUAAAUGACCUUGUAAACAUAAGGCUUCCUUUUUUUCCCCUUUGGACAUGCACUCAAUUUUUAGGUUACUUUAUUUGGUUUGUGCAUGCGUGUGUUUGUGCGUGUGUGUGAAGGAGGCGAAACUUUCGCUGAACCUUGUACAGAUGGAGUGUCUGUGCUUGGUGCAGUAGUUAUUCAAACAAGAAUUAAUACUCAGCAUUUGCACUUCCAGCUAACUGCCUCUAAGAAUAUUGAGCAUCAGCUGUCUGUCUGUCAUUUGAACUGGUGAAAUAGAUCAGCGUUACCUUUGUUCUUUUGGCCACAGCUCCCUCAAAAUGUGACAAAAGAUUGUUGUGACAAGUGCCUCACCCUCCAGCAGAGGACCAGUUUGUCUCCCGUUUGCUUGUGUCGACUGUUUGAUAAAAGCCAGCCUACUUUUGCUGUUUGUGUUUCUGUUUUCGUUUUCCUUUUUUGUAUUGAAUAGCACAACAGGCAAGUUCAUUAUGCGUGUGACUCAUCCCACUAGCCCACACCCCCUCCCCAUCUGCUGCUGUGCGCUGGAAAGGAGAGGGAACCGCCAUUGAUCACUUCUUCCCUCACACAUGCAAGCACACACCCCACCUUCAACGUCACUAUCGAUCGACAUGUUUAAUGUUUUUGUGGGAAAUAGCUGGCAUUUCCUUUUUGUGUCCUUUUACAUCUGUUCCCGACCAUUUGCUGACAUUAUAAUAAAUCACGGAGCAGACAUGUAGAAGAUGAAAAGUAAAAGAUAAUCUAGCGAAUUAUUCAGACAGUCUCAGACCAUUCAGACUGAUUGAACAUGCUGUGAUUUCUUUUUUCCUUUUUUUGUAGCAGGCUCAGUCAAGAAUAUAUAAGGAAAAAUGUCUGGAUAGGAAAACUUUUCUUUUUUUUUUUGCAUGUCUUAUUCAGUUGUUACAGCUGGUAACAGCAAAGACCCCGCAGAAUGGUCGAUAAGCGUUACAUAUAUCCUGCGUAAAACAUUUCCUGACUGCCCCGCUCUCAAUACUUGAUUAAUAAAAUAAAAAAAACACUGACAUCCACAUAUGAGAUUAUUUUGAAGUCGAUGAUUAAUAUUUUUAACAAACGUUCAAACACAUUUUCCCUUCGUUUGUCUUCUCUUACAGUGCUUUAAAAAAAAGUAAAAUAGAAUAAGAGGUGGUUUAUGGAGCAAACAGAAACUUGUGUGCUAAAAAACUGAGAAACAUCACAAUGAAAUCAAGGCAAUAGUUUUUUUCACUUUCUCAUCUUUCUGACUCGGUCUUUCUUUACAUCAAGAACUGAAAGACACUGUUCAUCGAUGAAACAGUUUGCAGGUAGUGUAUGGUGACUUCACAGCAGUUCUGGCCUGCCAAAAGGUCCAAUCUGGUCCCCAGGCUGGCUCUGAAAAGUGUGAAAAUUGCAGAAAGGAGGGUAUAAGUUGUUAAGAAUGGAAGACAUUAUGAGAUUGGUUGUCUGAACUGUUAAUUUAAUCCGAGUCAGAGUUCUGAAUCAUCCUCACUUUUACAGUCUUCCUACUGACAAAGAAGUUUUUCAUACCACACCAAAGAAAGGUGGUUAAACCACUGUGUCCUGCUGAUGCAUUAUAGCACAUAUUGUUGAAACUGCACCUAAUUUUGUUAAAACAGCGCAUACUGUAAAGGAGUGGUGGAGAUCGAAUCGGCCUCCGUGCAGCCCGUGAACUGAGUUUGACUCUUCUGGUUUACAGGGAUUCCUGCAGCCUUAUUACUAUAGUGCUUCCCUGCUGCACUUGAAACAAAGAGCGCACUAACAGCGAUUGAGCUGACUGUUAAGGCCAUGACUUCACAACUAAAUUGAUGAUGAGACACGAUCCAUUAGGGCCUGUCUGAUGGUGUCUUGUACAUGCAUGCUGAGCACUAGUGUGCGUGUGCGUGUGCGUGUGUAUGACACAAUUAUUGUCUAUCAGCAGAACACUGCAAUAUCAAGGGAAAAGAAAGCAAAGAGGUUUAUAAGUUAAAAAAAAGGCUGAGGUAAAGAUCUCUUUAGGACAGACAAAACAGUGAGUAACCCUUUUAACUGGAAACUGCGGGCUGAAUGUGUCUAUAGCUUCUGAAAUGAUGAUGCAUGUCAAGUUUGCUUCACCACUGAUAAACAGUACAUAUAUGGUCUUUAUUUAAUCAGGUAAUCUCUUGAAUUGGAUUGAUAAGAAGGUUGGUAGAGAUGAGAAAGAUUCCUAUGGGAGCGACUUGGGAGUGUUCUCUUCAUCAAGGCGGUUGUAUGAUGAAAGAGUCUGUUGUGUGAGGAUUAAGGUCAUGUGCAUUAACAUAAUAACAGCACUUCCAUUAAUUUUGGUUCAGUUACCUUGAAUUACGGGAUUUGGUGAAGUGUUUAUAUUUGUUUUCAGGCAUUUCUGUCACUGCAGGUAUCAAGUCAAAUGUGUUAGAGCUUCUCAAAAAAGUUCUUACAUUAUAAUUUAGGCUCUAAGGCUAACAUGAAUACAUUUGCAUUAGCACAUCGUCACAUCCAGUUUAUUAGAGCUUUGUUGCUGAAAACAACUGCCUCCUGCUGUUUAAAAUGACUCUGAUUUCCUGCAGGGCGAGUGAACUAAAGUUCAGCGAAGUUUUGAGCCGUCAAAGUAAAACAGUGGACUAAAGAUGCUGUGGACUAAAAGCAGUCUGUAAAACCGAUUGAAACUACAAAGUCAGGUGAUAAUUCUGUGUGAAUUUGGGACUAAAAGCAAAAGAAUAGCUAUUGGUUUCAGUGAAACAGACACCUUAUAUGACUUAAGUAACAUUUAUAUUUAUUAAUUAGCAUAUAUAUUAUAUUUAUAUAUUUAUAUAAAAUGUAUGCAUUAUGCAGUCCAGAUCUUCAUCUGGAAGUUCUGGAUUAGCAUCCAUCCAUCCAUCCAUUUCUGGGUCAGCUGCCAUGGUGUGAGAGGCGGGGUACACCCUGGACUGGUCACCAGUCUGGCACAGGACAGACAACCAUCCACGCUCACAUUCACAUCAAGAGCCCAAAGUGAACAAAUGCAGACGGAGUGAGAGCAUGCAGACUUCACUAGAGGUGGUGCUGGACAUGACAUUUGGAGGUGGUGGUCAUACCAAAGCAAUUCUGAGCACAGUUCCCGAAGUCACGGUCCUGGCCUUAGAUCGAGAUCCCACAGCAAUUUCUCUGGCCCAGCAGUUAGCCAAGGAACACUUUGGUCGUGUGAAACCAAUGCUUGGCCGGUUCAGUGAGCUUGAAGACCUGCUGUCAAACAUGAACGUUAAGCCAGGCAGCAUUGAUGCUGUCCUGUUGGAUGCUGGCUGUUCCUCCAUGCAGAUGGAUGAGGCAGAAAGAGGCUUCUCCCUGAGCAAAGAUGGACCGUUGGAUAUGAGAAUGGAUGGAAACAGGUACCCCGACAUGCCCUGCGCCGCUGACGUUGUGAAUACCUUAGAUCAACAGGCUCUUGCAUCCAUCCUCACUGCAUAUGGGGAAGAAAGACACGCCAGGAAAAUAGCUUCAGCCAUUGUGGAGGCACGCCGUGUCAGCCCCAUCACCCGGACACAGCAGUUGGCCAGUGUGGUUGCAGGAUCGUUUCCUCCUGCAGUUCUCUAUGCACGUAAAGACCGGCUCAACAGACCUGCACACGUGGCCACUAAGACUUUCCAGGCCUUGCGUAUCUUUGUGAAUGAUGAGCUGAAUGAACUUCACGCUGGCCUGUGUGCUGCCCAGACGUUGCUAAAACCCAGCGGACGUCUCUGUGUUAUCACCUUUCAUUCACUAGAAGAUAGACUGGUCAAACGUUUCCUCCGGGGAGAUGACUUGUCUAAUCUGGAUCACUUCAGCCAGAGGAAGCAAGGUACCAAGAAGGAAAACCUAUCGCAUGAAAAAAGUGACGGAAGUGUCUAUUGGCUUCCUCUGCGAAGAAAAGUGAUCACUCCAGAAAAAGACGACGUUAAGGAGAAUCCUCGAGGACGCUCCUCUAAACUCAGGGCAGCACUCAGACGAUAACUAUUGAACAUUAAAUAUAAGACAAUAGAAGUUGUAGAAAAAAAGUUGGAGCUUUUUACAUUGAACAUUAAACUUCUACAAAGA
This is a messenger RNA of Haplochromis burtoni (Burton's mouthbrooder), 8598 nucleotides long. RefSeq names its product methyltransferase like 15 (gene mettl15). The transcript is spliced from 5 exons. Gene Ontology annotation, molecular function: rRNA (cytosine-N4-)-methyltransferase activity. Gene Ontology annotation, biological process: rRNA base methylation. The coding region runs from base 7567 to 8514 and encodes 315 amino acids. The record is from RefSeq and is a predicted model, not a curated record. Lineage: Eukaryota; Metazoa; Chordata; Actinopteri; Cichliformes; Cichlidae.